UUGAAGCGGUUGCGCGCGCCGGUGGCGGAGUAGUCUCUUUCCUCGCCUGCUGGGGGCUGGGCCUUGAAAGCCGCGUGGAGUUUGUCUUGUCCCACUCGCCGGCUCCUGCCGAGCGCCGUGCCCCGCACGUCUAUUUUCUUCUUUAAUCGUCACGGCCAGCCUCUGAGGGACCUUCUAAUACCCACCGCACAGAUGGAGAAACUGAGGCUUAGAGAGGCUGAGUAACUUGGCUGAGGUGAUACAGAUAUGCAGCUAUGGCUCGGGGUCCCAAGAAGCACCUGAAGCGCGUAGCAGCUCCAAAGCACUGGAUGCUGGAUAAGCUGACCGGCGUGUUUGCACCUCGUCCAUCUACCGGUCCCCAUAAGCUGAGGGAAUGUCUCCCCCUAAUCAUUUUCCUAAGAAACAGACUUAAGUAUGCCUUAACAGGAGAUGAAGUGAAGAAGAUUUGCAUGCAGCGUUUCAUUAAGAUUGAUGGCAAAGUCCGCACCGAUGUAACCUACCCUGCUGGUUUUAUGGAUGUCAUCAGCAUUGAUAAGAUUGGAGAGAAUUUUCGUUUGAUCUAUGACACCAAGGGUCGCUUUGCUGUUCAUCGUAUUACACCUGAGGAGGCCAAGUAUAAGUUGUGCAAAGUGAGAAAGAUCUUUGUGGGAACAAAAGGAAUCCCUCAUCUGGUGACCCAUGAUGCUCGUACCAUCCGUUACCCUGAUCCCCUCAUCAAGGUGAAUGACACCAUUCAAAUUGAUCUGGAGACUGGCAAGAUUACUGAUUUCAUCAAGUUCGACACUGGUAACCUGUGCAUGGUGACUGGUGGUGCUAACCUGGGAAGAAUUGGUGUGAUCACCAACCGGGAGAGACACCCAGGUUCCUUUGAUGUAGUUCAUGUUAAAGAUGCCAAUGGCAACAGCUUUGCCACUCGGCUCUCCAACAUCUUCGUUAUUGGCAAAGGCAACAAGCCAUGGAUCUCUCUUCCCCGUGGAAAGGGUAUUCGCCUUACCAUUGCUGAGGAGAGAGACAAGAGGCUGGCAGCCAAACAGAGCAGUGGAUAAAAUGAUUUCUAUGUAACAUGAUUAGAAGACUCUUUGUACUUAGUUAAAGAUAAUAGCACAUAAAAAAAUAAAGUUGUUUCCAGUCUGCUGCCAAUAAUACUACUGUGAC
Odocoileus virginianus texanus is the source of this 1155-nucleotide messenger RNA. The record is from RefSeq and is a predicted model, not a curated record. NCBI's taxonomy places the organism in Eukaryota, Metazoa, Chordata, Mammalia, Artiodactyla, Cervidae.